This is a messenger RNA of Rotaria sp. Silwood1, 747 nucleotides long. The record is from the annotation of a GenBank genome assembly. NCBI's taxonomy places the organism in Eukaryota, Metazoa, Rotifera, Eurotatoria, Philodinida, Philodinidae.
AUGGCUCAAAGUCCAGAUUCAAUAGCACAACGAAAGAAAACAUCAUUGAUCGGAUCACUAGUCAGCGCAUUACAAACAGAUGAGAAAGCUAAAGGAAAAAAAAAGGAAGAAGAUAAAAAAGGUUUAUCACGAAAGGAACUUUUUGAUGAGAUGCUCAUGUUUAUGAUUGCUGGUUAUGAAACGACGUCUAUCGCUCUUGCUUGGUCUAUUUAUCAGCUAAGUAAACAUCCACGAGUUCAACAAAAGAUCAAAGCAGAGCUAAUACAGUAUAGAUGUAGUCAAUAUUUAUCAUUGGAUCAUCUCGACUCACUUAUUUAUUUGGAUUGCUUUAUCAAUGAAGUACUUCGUUAUACUCCAACGAUUGAUGGAACAAGUCGCACAGUGAUCGUUGAAGACUGUCUACCCAAAAGCGGUACUCGACUCUACAAAGGUAAUCAAGUACUCAUUCCGACAUCUGCUCUAGCUCGAGAUGCUCGUCACUGGAAAAUCGAUCCUGAUUUAUUCUAUCCAGAAAGAUUUCUUAAUGAAGAUAAAAAUCAUCAUCCAUAUGUAUUUCUACCAUUCGGAAGUGGCCAUCGUCAAUGUCUCGGACAAAAUUUGGCUCAAUUAGAACUCAAAGUAAUUCUAGCUCGCAUGCUGCAACAAAUAACUAUCGAUGAUGGCGGUCCUGAAGUCAAUGGAGGCGGAUAUAUUCAAGCAUUGACUAUCAUGCCCAAACAUGUCGGAGUUACUGUUGAAUUCAACUGA